AUGGAUCCGGAAGCUUCUUACGGUGAUGAGAGCCUUACAGCUUCGGUAUCCUUGAGAAGACGUUCUCAUUCUUUCUCGGACGACUACUCAAUCCAGCGAACCAACGACGAUGCAACACAAUGUAAACUAGCUGCUGUUCAGUUAGGGUACUGGAAAGAUGAGUUUCUAUCGCGAUUCGUACAGCGCUGUCCUACCAAUAGUUUUCGCCGUGAUCCAGAGAUAUCGAUCGGCUACUGGGCAAGAGUAUCAGUUAUAAAUCAUCUUGUUGAACGGUUUGUGGAGAAGACUGCAGGACGAUGUCAGAUCAUUAACAUAGGCUGUGGUUCCGAUACACUUUUUUGGAGACUAAAGUCCUCCGGAAAACUGGUCCAGAAGUUCGUUGAUGUGGACUUUAGUUCGGUGACAGCAAAAAAAAUACGUCAAAUCCGAAAACCGGGCGCACCUGAUCUGGUCAGUUUCUUCAGCGAACCGCCCAAAGAAAUCCAACACAGCGAUUUGCACUGUGGUGACUACAGUUUGGUUGGUGCGGACCUUCGUCAGUGGAAUGAGUUCAGGUCAAAACUCGACUCAGUUGGCAUUGAUACCACUCUUCCCACAUUAUUUGUAGCCGAAGAUCAGUUGUUUUAUAAUGUCCAUACAAAGGAUACUUUUGGGAAUAUUAUGGAGAAGAAUCUCGAGCAGAGAGGAAUUCAGUUGCCAGGCAUAGCAGCGUGUUCUGAUGUUGAAACUCAGAAGGGAAGAACGUCGGACAGCGCGUUCAACCCACCAGGCUUCCAUCCUGGGGUCACCUCAGCUCAACAUCAUGUGGACAGCGAACACGCUUCUGAACAGCAGGAACAUCUGGCGAAAAAACGUGCUUGGGAUGUUGCUAUGGCACCAGCCAAAAGUCUUCCGAUGAAUAUGUUUAUGAUGUAUAUGGCGGGAAGAAGUGUAUCGAUUUUUCCGAUAAUGAUGGUCGGAAUGAUGUUGUGGCGACCGGUUAAAGCUCUUUUCUCAGUGAAUGCAACUUUUAAACCGCUGGAAGACCAAAAUGCUGGAAGUUUGAUAAUUCAUAAGAUUAUAUUCAUUCUUGGUAAUAUGGGUGCCAUAGCUCUCGCUAUUUACAAGGUACACACCAUGGGUCUUCUGCCAAACACACCGUCCGAUUGGCUUGAGUUCAUUCCGCAACCUCAACGUGUACAGUAUUCAAUCGUUAGCAAUACUUAUGUUUGA
Molecule: messenger RNA, 1212 nt
Organism: Angiostrongylus costaricensis
Lineage: Eukaryota; Metazoa; Nematoda; Chromadorea; Rhabditida; Metastrongylidae
Source: the annotation of a GenBank genome assembly